AUGGCUUCUCCCAUUUUCAACGUCCGGAAACGCAACCAGAGAGCAUGUCGGCGCUGUCAUCGGCGGAAGCAAAAGUGCGUGGGAUUCCCCUCUUGCGUCAACUGCGAGGCUGCAGGUUUGCAAUGCACGAGAUCCGAAAUAGCCGGGUCACAGACGGUAGCGCAAAGGUACCAUGGUAUGUCAAAGGAUGUACUUUAUGACAGAAUCGAGGUUUUAGAGGCCCAAUUAGAGGCCAUUUCGAAGCAAUCUGCAGAGGGGCAAACAUCUGCUCAUUGUACCGGCCAACCGUCAUCAAAGGGCGGAGAUCUGACCGAUGUGAUGGGGCUAUUGAUGUCGGAAGAUUCAUUUCCAAGAAGCUCGAUUGGACGAGAUAUGGACUGGCAAUUUCUUGAAACGUUUAAGAUCCACCCCGAGGCGAGCAUUUUGAACCACGAUGGCGAGCAAGACUUUAUCUUAGACACACCCCGGCAUGACGAGCUUGCCCCAGUUCCGAGUCAUGCUGAUGGGCUGGGAUUCUUACGAACAUACUUUGAGACCUUCCAUAACCGGAUGCCGUUUCUUGAUCGAGCCGAGAUAUACCAAUUACAUGAGGAAAGACAUCAAUUGGCUAGCUCAACACCUCGACAGCAGUGGAAAUCUUUCAUAAUAUUCGUUAUCUACGCCAUCGGAGCUACGACACAGAUGUCGCCAAGCUCUACUUCUGACGCUCCAAGCAACUACUUCCGAACAGCUCUGCAGCUCAAACCGCCUAUUACUAAACUUCGCUCCUUAGAAAGUAUUGAAGCAAUGAUGUUGCUCAUCAUGUACAACCUGAGAUCACCAACCAGCUCUAAUAUCUGGUACAUGAUUGGGUUGGCUAUGAGGGCAACAAUUGACCUAGGACUGCACAGAGAGGUCAAUUACCUCAUGUUGAAAUGCGAUGAUGCGCAAAGGAUGCGCAGACUGUUUUGGAGCGUUUAUCUCAUGGAUCGCAGUAUCUCCCGACUUCUCGGUCGACCCUUCAAUAUCGCUGAACACGAUAUCAACGUGGCAUUACCGGACAACAAUGAUAUCUCCUUCCAGAUGUUUUCUGAUCCACAAUCAGCGUUUAAAGGGUAUACACAGUGUGAACCGACCGUUGGGGCUUUCAUCCCCUCCAUUCACCUAGUCCGUCUCAAGUCACAAAUUCAGAACAAGAUCUAUAGAGCAGAUAAGGAGGCCCGACUACUGUUCCAGGAAAUUUUCCCUUUGCUCGCUGCUCUGGAAGAGUAUAAAGCGUCCAUGAAAUUUCAGCUCCCGCCUAUCGAAAAUGACUGGAUACACAUGCACUGGAACAACGGCAUUUGCAUGCUACUAAAGCCAUUUCUCAGCCUGCUACACCCAGAUCAUGAACUUAUACACACUUGUCUGAAAGCCGCAGGGAAUAUGUGUCGAUUCCUGAAAGGUCUACAUCAAAAGGGCUAUAUCGGAUUUGGCUAUAUCCUAAUCAACAUCUUAUUGAAUGCUGGACUUACAAUGUGGUCGGUAGAACAAUCCUCAUGUCUUUGCCCCAGAAAAUCUUUGCUUACUCCGGCUUUUAGCUCCUGUCUUCUUCGAUCGCCGAAGCACUACUCCACUACGGUUGCAGAUGAUCUGUGUGCCUGUUCCUCCGUUUUAUUUGCAGUCACAGAACGCAUGAACCACCUAAAAAAGUAUCGCGACACUUGGAAGGCCACCGUCGCUAAGGUCAUGAAACAUCUUGAGCAUAGUUUAAAUCAUUCACAGCUAGUGGGUCAGGGAAGCUUCACAAUGCUGAACUUGGAGGACGACUGCAUGGUAUCAGGGGUGAGCAAUCUGGCUGCCCCAGAUGAUACUGGCAGCCUUUUCCAGUUCCACUUUGAUCAGUCUCUCAGUCAUGUCAGCAAUUUAUUUGACCCCAGUACACAAUUGCCUCUCCAAAUGCAACUAUCGGGUGGAAUUCCUGCUGUUGACGAUACGCAGCUCGACUUGCAAUGCAUCUUCAACGACCCUCAGGACUGCCACUGUGAAGUCCACAGCAACUUAGCUCAACUACAGCCAUUUGGAUUGAGAGAAAAUCAGCCUUGCGAUUGGAUCCUCUCAGAGACUUCCUGGAGCGAACGCGAGCUGGACUUUCGAAUGAUUGAUGAACUGUUUGGAAAUAUUAGGGCUGGGGGGGUGAACGACAUUCAUGUUAGAGCUUUCUCCCUCUAG
Molecule: messenger RNA, 2190 nt
Organism: Penicillium cosmopolitanum
Lineage: Eukaryota; Fungi; Ascomycota; Eurotiomycetes; Eurotiales; Aspergillaceae
Exons: 1
Coding region: 1-2190 (729 amino acids)
Biological process (GO): positive regulation of transcription by RNA polymerase II; DNA-templated transcription
Molecular function (GO): sequence-specific DNA binding; zinc ion binding; DNA-binding transcription factor activity, RNA polymerase II-specific
Source: RefSeq, a predicted model, not a curated record